Molecule: messenger RNA, 2243 nt
Organism: Esox lucius (northern pike)
Lineage: Eukaryota; Metazoa; Chordata; Actinopteri; Esociformes; Esocidae
Gene: gnb5a
Product: guanine nucleotide binding protein (G protein), beta 5a
Exons: 11
Coding region: 253-1338 (361 amino acids)
Biological process (GO): G protein-coupled receptor signaling pathway; G protein-coupled dopamine receptor signaling pathway
Cellular component (GO): heterotrimeric G-protein complex; cytoplasm
Molecular function (GO): signaling receptor complex adaptor activity; protein binding
Source: RefSeq, a predicted model, not a curated record
UCUAGUUUAGUGUCGUCUUCAACAGUAGUUGUGGGGAUGGCAUUUAGUCAAUUUUACCAUACUUGUUUCGCUUAACCCGAUCCACCAUAGCGCUACUGACAUGUGUCGGGCCUAUCAGAACCGCCUCCCUCCUCUCUCAGCGAGAGCAUCUUUCUCUGACGUCAUGACAGCUGCAUCAGCUGUGAGCCCGAGCCCUUCAGCUUGUAAAGGACCUUUUAUCUUACCACCGCUGCUCGGAAAACGGGAAUAUAUAUGAGAUUUUCCAUAAGCCCUGAAAUGGCUACACAGGAGGUACAACCGAAUGAGACUCUCUCCAACCUAAAAGCGGAAUCAGACACGCUGAAGACGAAACUCGAGGACGAAAGAGCGAAGCUGCACGAUGUCGAACUGCACCAGGUGGCGGAGAAGGUCGAUGGACUGGGCCAGUUCAUCAUGAAGACCCGGCGGACCCUAAAGGGACAUGGUAACAAAGUGCUCUGUAUGGAUUGGUGUAAAGACAAAAGAAGAAUCGUCAGCUCUUCACAGGAUGGAAAAGUGAUUGUAUGGGACGCUUUCACCACCAACAAGGAGCACGCGGUGACCAUGCCGUGCACAUGGGUGAUGGCUUGUGCCUACGCCCCGUCUGGAUGUGCGGUGGCCUGCGGCGGUCUGGACAACAAGUGCUCUGUGUACCCUCUGUCCUUGGACAAGAACGAGAACCUGGCGGCGAAGAAGAAGUCUGUCGCCAUGCACACCAACUACUUAUCAGCCUGCAGCUUUACCAACUCUGACAUGCAGAUCCUGACAUCGAGUGGGGACGGAACCUGCGCAUUAUGGGAUGUGGAGAGUGGUCAGCUGUUGCAGAGUUUCCACGGACACGCCGCUGAUGUUCUGUGUUUGGACUUGGCCCCAUCUGAGACAGGCAACACCUUUAUCUCUGGGGGCUGUGACAAGAAGGCCAAUGUAUGGGACAUGCGCUCAGGCCAGUGCAUUCAAUCUUUCGAGACCCACGAAUCGGACAUAAACAGCGUCAGGUACUACCCCAGCGGAGAUGCAUUCGCCUCAGGCUCUGAUGACGCGACGUGUCGUCUAUAUGACCUGAGGGCUGACAGAGAAGUGGCCAUUUAUUCCAAAGAGAGCAUCAUAUUUGGGGCCUCCAGCGUUGACUUCUCUCUCAGCGGCCGGCUGCUGUUCGGUGGCUACAACGACUACACAAUCAACGUGUGGGACGUCUUGAAGGGCACAAGGGUGUCCAUCUUGUUCGGCCAUGAGAACCGUGUCAGUGCGCUGCGUGUGUCUCCAGACGGAACAGCCUUCUGCUCGGGGUCCUGGGACCACACCCUGAGGGUCUGGGCUUAAGGAAAAAGAAAAAACGACGCAGAAGAGAAACUGACCAAGUGAAUUUAUUUGCUUGGUAGAUGAAGCCAGUGUAAACCAACAGAUACCGUGUUCUACUCUGGUUAGAUACUGCCACAGACACCACAGACUAAGAUAGAGAUGUAACGUAGAGGCAUGGUAAAAGGCAGGCGUGUGUAAAUACUCAGUCUUGCUGUAGUGUGUCUCAAAGUAUGUUUAGAACAUGGUACUCUGCACCAUCCUCGUAACCACAAACGGAGACACAUUUAUUACAAGCUUUAACAAUGUAUCACAUUAAGUAUUUUAGAUCACAGUGAAUGGAUCCUAUGGAAAUGCACAUCGCACACACAAAACAAGGAUGUAUAGCUACUCUAGUCUGAGGUAGAUGAUGAUCAUUUACUUGCAUGGGGUUUGAUAAGAAUAUAGUGUUGAAGAAUGUCUUCAGUAGCAUCAUGUAAAAAUAUGUAGAAAGAUGUUAUAGGCAAGUGGUCUCAGAGAUUGUGAUGCAAUGCUCAGAUAUGAAACGUCUAUACUUCACGGUUGAAAUAUUGACAUUUGGAGAACAUGCCUGAGGACCAGUCAUCUUGGUUAAUGCAAUCCUGAAACUCUUCGUGGACUUUAAUUUUUCUGUCCUUCAUCUCCUGUCAGACUGUGCAAUUCACAUGUUGCUUGAGAUGUGAACGACAGAUACUGUUACCUAGUUAACCUAAUUAUACAAGAAUGUGUGAAUACAAAUGCACUGAUUUAAAUUGGUAGAUUUACGUACUCCUGUUUGAGCAAUUGUUCUGAUGGUCGUAAUUUUAUAAUUUGUUGUAAUUAUUAUAGCAUAUUGUAGUUAAGUGUACAUACAAGUGAUACCAGAAAAUAUUCACCUACACCAUGGAAAUUAAAUUAAUUUUGAUUAUCGA